This is a messenger RNA of Trichomycterus rosablanca, 1574 nucleotides long. RefSeq names its product lysophosphatidic acid receptor 4 (gene lpar4). Bases 386 to 1435 code for a protein of 349 amino acids. Gene Ontology annotation, cellular component: plasma membrane. Gene Ontology annotation, molecular function: lysophosphatidic acid receptor activity. Gene Ontology annotation, biological process: phospholipase C-activating G protein-coupled receptor signaling pathway; positive regulation of Rho protein signal transduction. The transcript has 2 exons. NCBI's taxonomy places the organism in Eukaryota, Metazoa, Chordata, Actinopteri, Siluriformes, Trichomycteridae. The record is from RefSeq and is a predicted model, not a curated record.
UGGAGUCGCUCAAAACAAGUGUGUAACGUGAGCGACAUAACGGUUUCUUUAUAUUUACUAGAAAUAACCCGUUAUUAACACACACACUGCUGCUGUGUACAGUCUAGUGAUGAAGGAGAAAAGCAGGAAGAUUAAAACAUACCGGUGAAAUAAAUCUACACUGUGAGUGGAAGUUUAAUUCGUUUUGAUUUCACUUAACUGAACAGAGAAGAGAAAAAGCGGCUCCCGUUAAUUCAACAAUUAACAAACACAUCAUGAACCGACUGGACCUGAGAAAAUACAGAGUGGCUGGCUGAUGGAGAGCUCAGGAGCAUUUGGAGUUGGUUGAUGAUGGACUGGAAGGAACAUUACAGCUGGUGCACUUGUUGACAGAAACUCCUUCACCAUGUCGAGCCUUUCGAUUAACGAGACCGGACUGGACGACUGCGGCAUCGACGACUCCUUUAAGUACAACCUGUAUGGAGUGGUGUACAGCGUGGUCUUCGUGCUGGGCCUGGUCACCAACUGCGCCUCGUUGUUUGUCUUCUGCUUUCGGAUGAAGAUGCGCAAUGAAACGACGCUCUUCAUGACCAACUUAGCACUAUCAGACUUGAUAUUUGUAUUCACACUCCCGUUUAAAAUAUACUACAAUGUCAAGAGGCACUGGCCGUUUGGUGAUGAGCUGUGCAAGAUCUCUGGUGGUGCUUUUAUCACCAACAUCUAUGGCAGCAUGCUCUUCCUGACGUGCAUCAGCGUGGACCGCUUUCUCGCCAUUGUUUACCCGUUCCGAUCACGGACCAUCAGGACGAGACGCAACGCUGGCAUCGUGUGCGCCCUCAUCUGGUUGUUGAUCCUGGGUGGAGGCAUGUCAGUGACCUUUUUUUCAGCCACCAACAAGGCCAAAAGCACCACCACAUGCUUUGAAGGCUUCUCUCAGAAAACCUGGAAGACCUACCUGUCCAAGAUCACCAUCUUCAUUGAGGUGGUGGGUUUUCUCAUCCCGCUGCUCAUUAACCUGGCAUGCUCCUCCAUGGUGCUAAGGACUCUACGCAAACCAGCCACACUCUGCCAGAUUGGCACCAACAAAGAACGUGUGCUGAAAAUGAUUGUGGUCCACCUGGCCAUUUUCAUCAUCUGUUUCGUCCCGUAUAACUCUGUUCUAUUCGUCUACGCCAUGGUGCGCACUCAGGCCCUGGCUAGCUGCUGGCUUGAACGGCUGGCGCGGACUCUCUAUCCCAUAACACUGUGUGUGGCCACUCUAAACUGCUGCUUCGACCCGGUGGUCUACUACUUCACCUCUGAGUCCUUUCAGAAGUCCCUGACCACAGGAAAGUGCCAGAACACACCACAUACCGAAGUAGCUGUGUGUGGCAAAGAGACCACAGAUGUAGGGAUGUUUGAAGCCAAUGCAGCAUCCCGAAAUGGAAAAGAACCAGUUACAGAGACGAAUUUUUAAAUAUUGUGAGAUGUGACCACAUGUCAUAGAGUAUUCAUUCAGGAGCUCUGGUAUAGGAGUCUCAGGAAAACUAAAAGGAGCUUUACUUAGUCCUGUGCAGAGGAUUUAGCUCUAAGGAUUAUGUUCAGCCAGAGGAAAA